AUGUCGAGAGUACAACAAGACACCUUCAUCGACGACACCGAGGAGUUCUGUCCUCUUUGUGUCGAAGAGUUGGAUAUCCAAGACAAGAAUUUUAAACCUUGUCCUUGUGGCUACCAGAUAUGCCAGUUCUGUUUCAACAAUAUCAGGACGAACUUAAAUGGCCUGUGCCCUGCUUGUAGACGAGCGUACAACGAAAAGACUAUUGAAUAUAAACCCAUUCCCAGUGAACAAGUUAGGGCCGAGAAAGCAAAGAAGGAUCGUCAACAGUCGGAGAAACGUAAAUAUGAAGCUCAGAAACGUGAAGCCGAGGCUCUGAAUCGUGAACGUCUUCGAGGUCUCCGAGUUGUCCAGAAGAACCUCGUUUACGUUACAGGCCUAAAUCCACGUAUCCGUGAGGAGGACUUACUUCAAACGUUAAGAGGUGCACAAUAUUUUGGUCAAUAUGGCAAAAUAAUCAAGAUCGUUGUGAAUAAAAGGACGACGGCCCAGGAUGGACAAGGGGGGGGUAGCAACAGUCCUGGCCCACAAGGACCGCCGCAAGGACUCGGAGUUUAUGUCACAUUUUCUAGGAAAGAAGAUGCACAUACCUGUAUUGCGGCCGUAGAUGGAAGUCAAAACGGUGACAGAACCUUGAGAGCGACCUAUGGAACUACGAAAUACUGUUCUGCUUAUCUUCGCGGCGAAGCUUGUCCUAAUAAGAAUUGCAUGUUCUUACAUGAGCCGGGAGAAGAGGCUGAAUCUUUUGAUCGCCAAGGGCUAUCUGAAUACAACACCCGUAUGCAUACAGCAUCUACACGAGGACCAGCGCCACAGCAACAACCUCCAGUUGCAGCAGCGGCACCGCCCCACCCACCGCCUUUACACCAGCAUAGCGCCCAAAUGACCAGAAUAAGCUCACACCAAGGGCGCUCCGGCACCCCUGAUGGCGGAGAAUCGUCUGCUUUACCAUCAACAGCAAACUGGGCCAAGAAUCCACCGACACCUGCAGUAAGGUCCGCCGUUCCUGUACCUCAGCAGCAAGUUAUCUCUGCCACUGUAUCAAAGGUUUCAACACCUAGUCCAAAGACCGCACCCGCAGCUCCAAUGGUACAAAGUCGCAGCCAAGAGAGUGGGGAAAGUGCUACUAGCGGGGGUAAAGGUUCAACAUCAACGACAACUACAUCCAGUACUUCCAAUAACGGGAAAUCUCCCAAUGUAGCUACAGAUGUAGCUUCGGAAUCAAUUUCUUCACCUCCAAAGGCGCCUCCACCCCCUCCCGUAAAUAAAACUGCACCGCCACCCCCACCGUCUAAAUCAAUUGAACCAGAGCCAUCAGCAAUGGAUGAACAUUUCCAACGGUUCUUGAGAUGUCAAAAGGCCGCUGCUAAUCCCAAAUUCAAAUUUGUAUUCUCUACCAAAUUUCUUAGUCCUGACGAAUACCAAGAUAUCGAGAACAUCCCGCCAAUGUUUGAUCGUCAUGGUGGAAAGCGUAGGAGAGAAAUUGCAGAAAAGAUGAGAAGUCAGCAGGAUCAUGGCCACGAAGAGUCAGUGGAAGAGGUUUCACAACCCCAGCCACCUGUUGGUACCAUGUCAGGGGCGCCAGGGCUACCUCUGAAUGUAGCAGGGAGAGGAGCAACCCCACUACAAAGGGAUCCUCUUGCAUUGCUAAAGGAAACCGCAGCGAAUCAGCAACAACAAGGGCUUGGUGCGUUUCAACAACAAGAGAACAUCCAGCAGCAACUCCAACAGCAGCAGCAGCAACAGCAGCAGCAGCAACAAAAUUCAAUGAGGGUGCACACUCCAGGCGGUCUGCUUCAUCAGCAACAACAAGCGUUUAAUCCAUUCCAAGCUGGUGCUGCCUCUUUAGGUGGCCCAGGACAACAAUCACACUCUGGUUCUAUGCACGCGCGCCAAUCUUCGAGAUAUACAUUUGCCAAUGAGAAUCCGGCCUCAGCGGUAACCUCCGUCAACCCUCGUGGCAAUGCUGUCCAUAUGGCCGAACAAGUCCGUAUGAUGCCUCAACAGGCACAGCAACAACUACACAAUCAACAGCUUGCUGCACAGUUCUACGGAGCAACAGGGGGGGCUCCAGGUCUUGGUGGCGGAAUGUUGGGUGGAAACGUUCAACAACCGCCUCCAGGAUUGAAGAGUGCUCCCACUCCACCUGCACCGGGAAUGGGAAUACCUAUGGGGGCUUUACAUGGUCUUGGUGGACAAUUUAGCGGGUUGGGACUGGGCGGUCAUCAUGGAAAAAGCGAGAAUUCGGAGGUGUUAUUGAGGGAGUUUAUGAGGGGAAGCGGUGCCAGUGGACUUGCCAAUUCUGGAAGUGGGCUAGGAAGAUCCGGAGAUGGAAAACUCGAUCUUGUUGAUCCUAGUAUUCUCCAAGCUAGGGUCGCCCAACCCCAACAGCAACAACACCAGUUACACCAUCAAGGACUUCAAGCUGGAAACACCCAAGGGCAACAAGGUUUCGGUCUCAAUAUCAGUACGGGUUUCUUCUCCCAGAACCAGUCUCAAACACCAUCACGAAAUUUGACCCCUGGAAUCAUCGGCGAGGAAGAUUUCCCAGCCCUAGCACCCCCUAAAACAACGGCAAUAACGAAACCAACUGUACCUGUAGCCAUACCUGCCAUCUCCAUCCCAUCGAAAAAAGUAGCCACGAGUAAGCAGACAACAAGCGUUGUCUCAAAAAUUCCCACUUUGCCUUCUGCAUGGAAAACAAAAUCAGAUGAGGAGGCGUCGAUGUCGGGGUCCUCAGCAGCGUUACUGCCGGCUUCAUCUAGUAAAAAAAGACUAGAGUUACCCAAGGUUGAUACGUUUCCAACUAUCAUUGAUGUUGUGAAAGACGAGACAGCACCGGGCCUGCCUACAGCCCCUCGCAUGAUCAGAAUUCUCCCGACACAAGCUGGAUUUAAAAGUGCAAACUCGGAGAGCGCAGUAUCAGAAACAGCAUCAGUAUCUGGGAUGUCAAGUAGACCUGUUUCCCCUCCAUUACAACCCCAGCAACAACCCCAGAAGAAGAGCAAAAGCGCACUUAAAAGAGAACGCCGCAAGGAGGCCGAGGAGAAGGAACGUGAGCUGCAGCAAGAAAGAUUGAAAAAAAGUCCUCCAAGCCCUCAUGCGACGGAGAAGCUGGAUGUCCCCCAGAUGCCUAUGCCGGAGAAGCGUGAUACACCUACAAAUUCUGCAGUCGGCACGGCUACUGCAACACCAGCGCAGACAGAACCCGAACAGCCCCCCGCGUCAAAUAAGACUGUGGCUCAACUUCUUCAAGAGAUCAACGAUAUUCACUUCGCUACUCUCGAAAUGUUUAAACCAAUAGUAGGCAUCAGGUAUGAGCUCCACGUAACGGCGGACGAACUCGCUCAGAUCAAGACUCGCGAUGAUACCAGUUCCAAGUCCGAACCUCAGGGGCAACAGUUGAAGCAUUCUGGAAUAACGGGGAUAAAUCUCCGUGGAGGCGGUACAAUUACGAUGCACCAACUUGUUACCCCCGGUGGUAAUGUCCUUACUGGCCUCACACAACAGCAAGAAGAUCAUUUUUUGAAACUGGAAGAAAGUCGAAAGCGUGAAAAAGCAUGGGAGAGGUAUCCUACAACCAUGAAGGAGUGGAAAUGGAUGCCAAAAAAUACAUUACUGGCGGAGAUGAAGGGGGGAGGCGAGGGAAAGGUAACUUUGGAGGAAUUGAAGGAAAAGGUCAUAGCAGCAAGAAAAGAAACAGAGGCUUUCGAGAAGAAACUCGAGAAGUUAUUGAAAAGGAAUAAGAAGCUGGUUGGCUUGGCUUAA
Morchella sextelata is the source of this 3765-nucleotide messenger RNA. RefSeq lists its product as uncharacterized. The transcript has 8 exons. Gene Ontology annotation, cellular component: CCR4-NOT complex. Lineage: Eukaryota; Fungi; Ascomycota; Pezizomycetes; Pezizales; Morchellaceae. Gene Ontology annotation, molecular function: RNA binding; ubiquitin-protein transferase activity; metal ion binding. The record is from RefSeq and is a predicted model, not a curated record. Gene Ontology annotation, biological process: protein ubiquitination. Bases 1 to 3765 code for a protein of 1254 amino acids.